Messenger RNA from Guillardia theta CCMP2712, 2670 nucleotides. RefSeq lists its product as hypothetical. The transcript has a single exon. The coding region runs from base 1 to 2670 and encodes 889 amino acids. The record is from RefSeq and is a predicted model, not a curated record. Lineage: Eukaryota; Cryptophyceae; Pyrenomonadales; Geminigeraceae. Gene Ontology annotation, biological process: ubiquitin-dependent protein catabolic process; regulation of apoptotic process; protein ubiquitination.
AUGAUUGUACAUGAUAGCUCAAGCUCAGUAGGCGAUUUGAGUGCUCCAUACAAAGUAGGAACUGAGGGUCAUACAGGACGGGAUCGAAAUUUUGGAACAACAAUCCAAGAUUUUAUUCAUUUGAGGCGAACGGAACCAGAUUAUGGCCCUGCCCUGGAUUUGGAUGUCAUCAAGCAUUUGGAUGAUGGUGAAAAUCAUGUGAACAUCGAAAGGGAUAUGGCGGACAUACGGUCAAGCAUUUUAGACAUUGACGACUGUGAGAGAAUGAUUGCCUUUGCAAUGGGUUCUCAUUCACGGCUUGGCUCUGAUUCUAUGGUCAAAAUCCUGAACAAUAAUAUCGUUCAAUCUAUUCUACUUUGUGAAUUGACUGUUGGGCCAACUAUGCACUUCACAAACCUGACUGAGGCUCUUUCUAGUGGUCAAGCUGGGUGUGCAACAAUGGUCCGCGUGAACUUGAUGCCUGGUGUUCAUGAGAUGGAUACAGAAGCUGAAGUUGUACAGAACAAUAGAAUUGUGAUUCGAGCAACACCAGGUUCCAGGGAUGGCUCGGUGGUGCUUUCAAGUCGGACUGGUCGGCCUCUCAUCCGGGUUGCUAGCAAGGAUGCUUACGUGUGCGUAAGCGGUGUUACCUUUGAAUUCAAAAAUUCUCCUGUCACUCCUACUAACCUCAAGCAGAGAUGUAUUUGGGUCACGGAGGGCAAGCUUCUUCUUCAGCAAUGUCGUAUAUCGUCGGAUGCAGGAAUUGGUAUUUGUGUCCUCCGAACCGGGAUUGUUCGAUGCGAAGGUUGUGAAAUGACUGACUGCGGAUUCGUUGGUGUUGCAGCAGCACAAGGAGGUAGAGCAGAAGUCUUGAAGGGAUGCAGAGUAAUGCGAAAUAGGCAUUUCGGAGUUCUUGCCACAGAUGCAAGAUCUUCUGUCGUCAUCUGUGACAGUGAACUUAGCGACAAUGGGACAUACGGAGCGGGUGUAGGUGCUGGAGCGGUUGUGAAAGCAUUCAAUUGCAGUGUGCUCCGAAAUCAAGUUGGCAUUGUGUCAAAAGGGACAGCCUCCCAUGUGCAACUUCAUGGUUGUGACAUCAGUCAAAAUGCGCGCAUUGGUCUUGGGGCACGGGAAGGUGCGACGGCUGAGGCCAAGAGUUGCACGAUGACACGGAACCAGUAUGGAAUGUGUGUCUCAAAUGCUGGCUCGAGAGUUGUACUAGAUCAGUGCAACAUGAGCGAGAAUACGACUCAUGGCAUUGGUGCUAGUGAAGGGGGUGAGCUAAUUGCAUUUCGCUGUGAAAUGAGGGGUAAUCAAGUAGGUGUUGUUUCAAAAGGCGAAACUUCUCGGGUGACUUUGAAGUACUGUAAGGCAAACGACAAUGGAAGAAUUGGUCUUGGUAUCAGAGAAGGUGGAGUUGCGAUUUGUACGGGCUGUGAAAUGAAACGCAACCAGUACGGUGUUUGCUCGUUGAACACUGGAGCGAAAGUCACGCUAAAUUUUUGCGAUGCUAGUAACAAUGAGCGAUAUGGAGUGUCUUCAAGUGAUGGCGGUGCUGUUGAAGCGAUAGACUGCAAAUUAAACAAUAAUCAGCAACUUGGAAUCGGUGCGUGGCACAGCACCUCAACAGUCAGUUUGCUAAGAUGUACCGCCAUAAGCAACGGCAGGACUGGGAUCGCUGCUCGCGUCGGAAGCAGAAUUGAAGCUCGUUAUUGUACUCUGAAGAAAAAUCACCAAUUUGGGGUUUAUGUCUGUGGUGAGGGAUCAUCUGUACAAUUGAUGCAUUGUUCAUCGAGUGAUAAUGGGUUAUACGGUGUUGGUGCGAGUGAAGGCGGCACUGCAGAGGUGAGUCACAGCUGUAUGAAAAGGAAUCUGCAGGCUGGUGUUGUGGCCAAAGACAAUGGUUCGUCUGUCAACUUGCUGCAAUGCGAAGCAUCAGAGAAUGGAAGAAUUGGCGUUGCAGCAAUUGUUGGAGGCAACGUGGAUGCUAGAAUGUGCAUCAUGAAGGGUAAUCAGAGAGUGGGAAUGGGAGCGUGGCACUCAGGCUCCAAGGUUAAACUUAUGCAUUGUGAAGCAAGUAACAACGGUGCUACGGGCUUGACUGCUAUCGAGGGUGGCAAGGUCACGGCAAUCGAAUCUCUCGUCAAAGGGAAUGUGAACGUUGGAGUAGUUGCCAAGGAUGUGGGCUCGAUGGUUUAUCUGAAACAGUGUACUUCACGGGACAACGGAAGGAUAGGUGUGGGGGCGCGCGGGCAAGGUGUCGUUGAAGCUCUUGAAUGUUCCAUGGUACUCAACAACCAAUCGGGUGUAGCAGCCAAGGACAGGGGCUCAAAGAUUACUUUGAUGAAGUGCGACUUGAGCGAGAAUGGACGAUAUGGACUGUCAGUGCGUGAAGGGGGAUGUGUUGAGGCAGUUGAAUGUGAAAUGCAGCGCAAUCAUCACAUGGGAGUGUGCGUGUGGCAUGCGGGAUCUUCCGUCUCUUUGUGGCGAUGCGAGGCCUCCAUGAACGGCACGCACUCGGUGGGUGCACGGGAUGGGAGCGUGGUCAAUGUUUUCAGCAAGAGCCAAGAUCCUGCACGGCUGUCUGCGGCUUCCGGCAGUGGUGCUACCCCGCCUAGCAUGGAUUCUCCGUCUUUCGAUCCGGUGAAAGAGAAAGAGGGAAGCUCGGAUCGACUGAUCGAUCUUUUGUAA